AUGUUUGCUGCAGACAGUGCGAAGAAAGCGGUGCUGGACUGGCCGACGCGGCUGGGGAUCAUCAAGGGGGUGGCGAGGGGGCUGCUCUACCUACACCAGGACUCCAGGCUAACGGUGAUACACAGGGACCUCAAGGCCAGCAAUGUAUUGCUGGACGCCGAGAUGCGCCCCAAGAUCGCCGACUUCGGCAUGGCCAAGAUCUUCGGCAACAACCAGGUGAAAGCCAACACCCGGAAAGUCGUCAGAACAUAUGGCUACAUUGCUCCCGAGUACUCGAUGGAGGGCGUCUUCUCGGUCACGUCCGACGUGUACAGCUUCGGCGUGCUGCUGCUUGAGAUCGUGAGCGGCAUCAGGAUACGCGCAAUCGACGGCAUCAUGGAGUGUCCUAGCUUGACAAUCUAUGCAUGGAGCCUGUGGAGGGAAGGGAAGGCAGGCAAGCUGGUGGAUCCAUCCAUGGCAGAGAGCUGUUCACAGGACGAGGCCAUGCUCUGCAUCCACGUCGGGCUCCUCUGCGUCGAGGACGACCCGAGCAGGAGGCCGCUCAUGUCGUCCGUCGUGUCCAUCUUGGAGAAUGGAAGCGCGCCGGUGGUGGCAUCGGCGUCUCUUCCGGCGCCGAACCAGCCAGGGUACCUUAAAAUGAUGGGAGACAAGAGCCAGAGUAGCGAUCUCGAGAACACCAGGAACGCCAUGACCAUGACCGCUCUUCAGGGACGGUAG
Messenger RNA from Triticum turgidum subsp. durum (durum wheat), 717 nucleotides. NCBI's taxonomy places the organism in Eukaryota, Viridiplantae, Streptophyta, Magnoliopsida, Poales, Poaceae. The record is from the annotation of a GenBank genome assembly.